Molecule: messenger RNA, 1116 nt
Organism: Asterias rubens (European starfish)
Lineage: Eukaryota; Metazoa; Echinodermata; Asteroidea; Forcipulatida; Asteriidae
Product: protein Wnt-10b-like
Exons: 3
Biological process (GO): neuron differentiation; multicellular organism development; canonical Wnt signaling pathway
Cellular component (GO): extracellular region
Molecular function (GO): frizzled binding; cytokine activity
Source: RefSeq, a predicted model, not a curated record
GCAGGAGGAGGGGGAGGCGGCGGGGCCAACGGGGAACUCUCCCGGUCAUCCAGUACUAUUUGCCGGUCUUACCCCGGCCUGACACGGAAGCAGUUGCAGCAGUGCCGUCGGGCUCCGGACGUCGUUGCAUCGGCCAUUAACGGCGUUCAGAUUGCCGUAGAUGAGUGCGCGAAUCAGAUGAGGGGCCAGCGGUGGAAUUGCACAAAUCUACGGACGAAGAACGGGAGUCCGUACACCAAUGUCAUGAUGACACGAGGUUUUCGAGAGACCGCUUUUGCCUACGCUACCUUUUCUGCUGGGGUCUUAUACCAAGUGACUCGGGCAUGUAGUAUGGGGCAGCUACGGACAUGUGGAUGCGACACGCGGGUCAAAGGGGAGGACGUGGACUUCCAGUGGGGCGGUUGCAGCCACGACAUCCAGUUCGGUACCAGUUUUGUCGAGGAGUUUCUGGACAGUCGAGAGAAAGGACGAGAUAUGCAGUCCAAGAUGAAUCUUCACAAUAACAGAGCUGGAAGAAUAGCAGUCGCUGAAUACGCUGUCAAGAAGUGUAAGUGCCAUGGGAUGUCGGGAAGCUGUGAAGUCAAGACGUGCUGGAUGCAGACACCCCACUUCAAGGAAGUCGGAGAUCGUCUCCUUGUGAAGUUCCAUAACGCCAAACGAGUGGUGGCGCGAAACAGCAUCGGCGGUGGCCUCGGGCUGGCCAAUGUGCCGAAAAGAAAACGCAAGAGGGCGCCCCCGCCUCCGCAGGACCAACUUGUGUUUCUUGAGGACUCUCCUGAUUUCUGCACCCCAGACGGGGAAAUCGGCAUAUUCGGUACCAAAGAUCGCUACUGUAACCGUACAAGUGAUGGAGCUGACCGCUGCGAUACCAUGUGUUGUGGCAGGGGCUACAAUAUCAAACUCGAGAGGCGGACUGAGUGGUGUAAUUGUCAAUUUCACUGGUGCUGCCAGGUCAAAUGCCGACAAUGCAGCCAGACAGUCUGGGUCAACACCUGCAAGUGAGGAUACCAGAUACAACGGCUAUUUUGUCAAUGACAAACAAACACUAAACGUAGUAGUGCAACCUCGGUUCCCAGGGGUGGUUGAUAUCGCUGCGCCAUUGCCUUUUCCAGCACC